Messenger RNA from Letharia lupina, 1734 nucleotides. RefSeq lists its product as uncharacterized. Bases 1 to 1734 code for a protein of 577 amino acids. The record is from RefSeq and is a predicted model, not a curated record. NCBI's taxonomy places the organism in Eukaryota, Fungi, Ascomycota, Lecanoromycetes, Lecanorales, Parmeliaceae. Gene Ontology annotation, biological process: secondary metabolite biosynthetic process. The transcript has 6 exons. Gene Ontology annotation, molecular function: oxidoreductase activity, acting on CH-OH group of donors; flavin adenine dinucleotide binding.
AUGUGCCGUGAGGACGUUGCCCCCAUCCCUCCUUCGCCGGAAUGCUACCUUGCGGCCGACACCGAGCAUUUCGCAAACCUCGGUCAGAAGUUCGAUUAUGUGAUUGUUGGGGGGGGUACUGCUGGUCUAGUGUUGGCAAAUCGACUCACCGAGCAGUCUGGCGUCACAGUUGCCGUUAUUGAGGCUGGCACCUUUCCCGAAGACGUCGUGGGAAACCGGACUCAAGUUCCAGAGUACGCAGGCUCCUUCGAUGGUCCAGAUGGAGCUGCAAUUGAAUGGGGCUUCACGACUACUCCGCAAAUUGGGCUGGAUAAUAAUGUUUUCCCUUAUUAUCGAGCAAAAGCUCUGGGCGGUUGCAGCACUAUAAACUUCAUGGCAUACUCUCAGACAUCCAAGGGCGCCCAUCAGCGGUGGGCGGACGUGGUUGGCGACCAGUCGUACACAUACGACGAGAUGUUGCAGUAUUACAGAAAGACGAUGAACUUCACUCCUCCAAAUGAAAAGGCGAGAGGGGCCAAUGCGACUGCUCAGUACAACCCGGCUGACACGGUAACUGGAGGACGGCUUGACGUCACUUAUGCGUCCUACGCCCAACCCUGGAGCACCUGGGUCGCAAAGGGGCUGACAGCCAUCGGCAUCCCGAAGGUGAACGCAUUCAUCAAUGGCAACCUCAUAGGACAAUCCUGGCAGCUGAAUACCAUAACACAAUCCGACGGCUUUCGCUCCGAUUCGGAGACCGCAUACCUGCGCCCUUUCCUCAGCCGGCCAAAUCUAGCAAUCUUCAAUGGCACUUUUGCUCAGCGCAUCCUUUUCAAUCGGGGUGCAGUAGCCACCGGUGUUCAGGUAACAGCAGCAGGUUCAACAUGCUCCAUCACCGCCAACAAGGAGGUUAUUGUCUCGGCCGGCGUCUUCCAGUCACCGCAGCUGUUGCAGGUGUCCGGAGUAGGACCAGCAGCUCUGUUACAGAAGUACAACAUCAGCGUUGUGGCAAACCGACCCGGCGUAGGCCAAGGCAUGAACGACCAUAUCACUGUGCCCAUUUCUUACCGGGUCAACGUGUUGACUUCAUCUGCGGAUGAGAAUGCGACUUACUUGGCACAAGCCGUCAAUCAGUUCAACACCCACGCCACGGGACCGCUGGCUAGUGCGGGAGGUGAUUACUUGGGAAUGGAAAAAAUCCCGCAAGCGUUGCGGGCCAACUUUUCCGCAGAGACCGUGGAAUUUCUGUCGACGUUGCCCGCAGACUGGCCAGAGGUGGUGUAUGGGAUAUAUCCAAACGGCGUCUCUGAGGCAGCUGAGUCUGUGCCGGGUGCUGAUUACGCCACCUUGCUGGCGACACUGACCGCACCUCAGUCCAGGGGCAACGUGUCAAUAGCAUCACCGAAUAUGAGCGACGCGCCGCUGAUAAAUCCCAACCUGUUCACGGAGCAGUCUGAUGUCGAUGUUAUGAUCGCAGCGUUCAAGCGCGCACGCCAGGCGCUGGCAUCCAAAGCCAUGGCCCCGGUCUUGAUUGGCCAAGAAAUCAUUCCCGGUCCGAGCGUGGAUACUGACGAGCAGAUCUUAGCGUAUUUGAAGGAGGCGCUUAACCCAUUGUACCACGCGUUCGCGACCAACAAAAUGGGAAAUGCGUCCGAUCCUAAUGCCGUCGUGGAUAGCCAUGGCAAGGUCCAUGGCGUCAAGAAUCACGUACUUGCCGAGAAGCUCGCGGAUGACAUCAAGAAUACUCAGUAUUAG